This is a messenger RNA of Haliotis rufescens (red abalone), 11937 nucleotides long. RefSeq names its product helicase with zinc finger domain 2-like. The coding region runs from base 552 to 7109 and encodes 2185 amino acids. The transcript has 19 exons. NCBI's taxonomy places the organism in Eukaryota, Metazoa, Mollusca, Gastropoda, Lepetellida, Haliotidae. Gene Ontology annotation, molecular function: RNA nuclease activity; 5'-3' DNA helicase activity; RNA binding. The record is from RefSeq and is a predicted model, not a curated record.
CUUACGCGAUACCAGGAAGUGCAUUCAGCUUGAAAUAUUCUGUUAUGGAUAUAAUGCAAAAUGGCAGUUCAAAAUUAGGCUCGAUCAAAGUAAGGUAGUAUAAGCCACGUAUAUUCCCUCCGCAUGUGCUGACAUGGCGAAAACUUGGACACUCCUGUCGAUACUGUCAGCAAUGGAUGAGGAGUGGUCCCCACUUGCGCUUUCAUUCAAAUGACGAACAACACAAUUCCAGCCAGCUGAUAGCCUUGCAUUGUGUGUCCAUUGAAUAUAUGCGUUUCCUGGUAUUUCCCGUGUUUCUGUAUUUCUAUUAUUGCCUCCGAUUGCACUAGACAUUUAUUUGUUGACGAAGCAAAAUGACGUUAUAUGUAUGUGGUGCGUAUGUGAGAUAAUUAUAGCGACGAUGUCAUUUGCAUUGUAUAUAUAAGCUAAGUCGUCUGAACUGAGGCCACUUAAACAGUUUGAAUGAGAGAGUUCGGUUAUUCGUUGGAUACCUAUGUGUUGUAAGCAUCAAGUACUAGCUGCAUGAAAAGCCUAGAUUAACCCACCACGCAAUGGAUCCUCUACUUUUACUUGAGCAGCUGCACUCCUUUUUUGCCACACCAGAAGGGAGCAUCAUGGGGCAGGCUAUCCAGCACAUGAUGUCGGAGACCAAGGACAUGAACGCCCUCCUGCAGGAGGGGAUAGAGAAGGUCAUAAACUCAGAGCUCACCCCGGGAGAAUGCAAUACACUGGUGACCUCCAUGAGACUCUGUCUGAGUCCAACAGGAACUCCACCAUCCCCGGAACUCCAGACUCAGGCCAUCAGACUCACCUGCAACUUCACCGACUUUGCCUUGACACAGGGGUGUGACAUGUUUCAAGCCUUCCAAUAUUUCUAUAGAACCAUGAUUCUACUGGACAUCACUGCUAGCCUUGAAGGCACAGAGCCUGGCCGAGAACUGGUUCUAAACAUGGCCUGUGCCUAUUCUGCAGCCUCGCUAUGGAGGACUCUGUUCAUUGACACCCAGAUAUGGAACAUAAAUCAAUCGAGCACACAAGGGCUGCUGCAGGACUUGAGGGAUUUAGCUUUCGAGUACAUGAAGGAGAAUCCAGCAUUCUCCUACUUUCUGUGCCUCGACCUUCUCCGAGCAUACACGGUCAUUGGAAGAGGGUUCUCCCAAAAACAAAAGACAAGGAUAAGAGGCGAUCUUAUUCUCCUGCUGGCCAAGUGCUGCUACCAAGCGGGGCAGUACAGACUUUGCACCAGACACUGUAAAGAGGCCUGCGAGCUCUUUGACUGCGGCAGCUACAUUCCCUACGAGCUCUGGGCACGAGCUCUUCACAAGAACGGACAAUACAGAGCGGCACUCGACAAAGUGGAAUGUGCUAAGGACUGUAUUCAGGAGGAGAAAAUAAAGCAGCAUCUUCAGAAGUACAUGGACCAGCUGCGCCAGGAGAUGUUGACCUCUACACAGCAGCCGACGAUGGAGCCAGAUGCUGAUUGGUUGACGGGGACCAACAUCAGCACCACACAGUUGCAGCAAGCACGGGCACAACAGGCAAAGAAUGCUCACGUCAAGAAGAAAAGGCAAUCCAGACCAAGACGAGAACAUGUGGAACCCAUCCAGGUUAGUCACACUGACUGGCUCAAAGGUGGACCAAUGCAGAAGGGUGAACCAGGAUACCGAACGUCUAAUGGCUUGUCACUUCCUUUUGCUGGACAAGCAGGCAAGGACCCCUCACAGCUCAAUGUUGACAGCAACCCUCUUCUUCAGUACACAGCCUGGGACACAUCGAGUGGGGAUGAUGGAUCAGAUCUCGAGGAUGCUUUCGAGCUUCGAGGAUCACCCUCUUCUCAACAUGAAGAGAAAGAGCCAGAGGUGACCAAAGUCAAGGCUGAAAAGUCGGACAAGACAUGGUUUGAAGAAAGUAAGGAAAUGUAUGACAAUGGUGAUGUGGACACAAAGAUUACUUGUGGCAUGGGGAUGGAUGUGGAGACUGAGAGCAUCGAGGCCAAGCAGUAUCAACAGACCAGGGCUCCUUUCUAUAGGCCCCUUGAACCCAACUUUGAGUUGAGACGACUCAUGGCAGCCAUGCCUGAGAAGUACAAGCAGUGUAAGAUUCAGUUUGAGGCAUCUCACAAGGCUGUGUGUAAAGUGUUGUCAGGAGGGGAAACCUACACUGAUAUUGAGAUUCACGGGAGGUCCAAGUGUGGCCAGACGUUCAACAAUGAUGAGGUUUGUGUGGAGGUUCUGUCAGAGCCUCACUCCCAUCCUGUGUCUGGUCAUGUGAUAUACAAGAGGGCUGAGGAAGAUGACAAGGUGUAUGGACGUGUUGUUGGUGCCCUCAACAGCAACUUCAGGGAAGAGAGCCAUACAGUCAUGGCCUGUACGUGUGAUGAUGAUGAAGGGUUUCUGAUGCAUCCUCUUUGCAAAACUGUGCCAAAGAUUCAUGCCUUGAAUGGUGUUACAAAGAAGAAAUUCCCUUCCUUGUCUAAAUACAGGAUUGAUACAUAUGAAAUCAAUGAGAAUGGACAACUCCGAUACAAGAAAUAUUUUGAUGUGAAACCAGGACUUAGAGGAAGGUAUGUGUUCCUGGUCGUCUAUCUCACCUGGGGCAUCCACCAUGUGUACCCUCUUGGAGCAGUGGUAGACAUCAUUGAGUGUGGCACCGACUUCAAUGGAGGUCUCAAGAUCCUGGAAAUGCAAUAUCAGGUUCCAACCUACUUUUCACAAGACACAGUUGCUCAUAUUGGUAAAAUUCUGAAGAAGAGAGACACUGUUCUUGCUGAUGACAGAGUUGACUGCACAGGGCUUGAAGUUUUCACAAUAGAUCCUGCACAUUCAAAAGAUUUAGAUGAUGCUUUGAGUAUCUCUGCCAAGGAUGACUACUAUCUGAUUGGAGUCCACAUUGCUGACGUGGCCUCAGUGGUGAAGAAAGGGGACCCUGUUGACAGAGAGGCACAGAAGAGAGCCACAAGCUUCUAUCCAUGCGAGUCCAGGGCUCACAACAUGUUGCCUGAACCAUUGAGUGAGGGCAUGUGUAGUCUGCUACCAAAUGAAAAAAGACAUGCAUUGUCCAUUUUCUUUCACAUUGAAAAAUCAGGAAAGCUUGUAAAGGAACCAACAGUCAUGAAAACAAAGAUUAAAUCUUCCUGCAAGUUGUCAUAUGAAGAUGCUCAGAAAGUUAUUGAAAAUGAGGAAGUGGAUCAUGUUUCACAAACUCUGAAAGACAAUAUCAAACUGCUUCAUGAAAUUGCCCAGAACUUGAGAAAGGACAGACUUAAAGAUUCUAGGUUUGCUGUUCCAUUUGAAGAUCCAAGAUUUAUUGAGACUGAAAUCAUAGAGCAGAAUAUUGAAGCCCAUUCACUCAUUGAAGAGUUCAUGAUCAAAGCCAACACAUCCAUUGCUCAGUGGUUGAGAAAGAAGUUCCCAAAUUCCAUCCCCAUCAGAUGUCAGUCUCCACCAUCUACAGAGGAUGUCCAAAAGUUUGUCCAGAGUGAGGAUAAGUUCCUGGACCUUGUUGUGAACAUGCAAGGACGAGAAGUCUUACCUGGCAGGGCGGUGGCAUCAGGGAACUGGGUAGCCAAGGGCAACACAGUGAGAAAAGAGCUUUUGCCAGUCCAGAAGAACAUCUGGCUUCAGAUUCUUGAUGGAGUUCAUGAUGAAACCCUGACUAAAGCUGUAAGGAAUAUGUGCAAAGAUGAGGUCCACCCUUUCCAAGCAAUUGCUCUUCAACACUGGCGACAAAUCAUGGAAUCUGCAGAAUACAAAUGUUCAAUGCUCUCUGAAAAAGAGCUGAAUCACUUCUCCCUGAAUACAAAGAUGUAUACACAUUUCACAUCCCCUAUCCGGAGAUAUGUGGACCUCAUUGUACAAAGACUGGUGCAUGCAGCUCUUGAUGGGAAAUCCUGUCCCUACUCAUCAUCAGAAAUAGCUGACAUUUGUGCCUAUAUCAAUGAUGCCACUUCCAGACAGAAACACUUCAGCAAUGGGUGCCAGGCUUUGAAGAGAGCUGCAAAGAUUUCGCAGAGGCCAAUGGUAUUUAAUGCUGUGGUGGACAAGGUCUCGGACAGUGGAGCAGAGCUCUGUAUCCCCUCUUUGAAGCAUGUGUCCAGCAGAAGCAAGGAAUUACCCUUCAACUUGAUGGACUUCAGUAAGAAACCAGAGGAGAAACAAGAUCCUUGGUCAACAAAGACAAUCGUUACAGGAAAAUGGAAGAAAAGGCUGUAUGACUGUACUGGAUGUCCAAGCCAGCUGAUGUAUUCAAAGAUGCUGGAAAAGCAGCAAGGAUUCAAACAGAAGCAACGGCCAAAACAAGUCGUGUCUAUUGUGAAUCCUAAUCAGCAUGUGUACUUUGUGGACACACAGACCUGGGCAAAGAUGUUGAAUGCAUUGUUCAGCCAGGACCACAAAGCAUUGAAGAAAAUGGUCAACAGUCAACCCAGAGAAGGACAAGAUUUGCCCACUGGAGCACCAGUGAGGGACAUGGUCACCUCAGAGCAUGGAGAUGGUUCCAUCAAGUUCCACCACUGCAAGUUUACUCUCUGCUUUACACCCGGACGUGUCAUCAAAGUUCAGAUGGUUGCUAAUCCAGAGAAGGGUUUACUCACUCCACAAGUGAGAUUGUUUCAGGUUUGCAAGAACCUCAGUCUGUGUCUCAGUCACAUGGAAGAUCCAGUUGGUGUGUUGAGUAAGUAUGCUACAGAAUCGACCAAAAAGAACAUUGAGUCAAUAUCUGAGUAUCAGAGAACAUGGCUGCCUCUUCUGGAAAUGGAAUCUGCGACAUCGGCAGUUCGUAGUGAAGAGAACAUCAUCAUCAACAAUGUCAACAUCGAAUUCAAACGCAACCAAGGUAAAACAAAAACCUUCUACAAAGGGACAUUCACUUUUCCAUCUAGUUUUGUGCAUGAAAGGUGCAUUGAGUUUGGAGGCAAACCUUUGGAGAAGUUGAAAGAAGAGGGAGACGACGAUGAUGAUGAAAGGGACAACUUUGGACGAAGGGAGUUCUCCUCAAUUGACUAUCUCUGCAUACGAAUCAAGAUUGACCAAAAUAGACCUGAGUCACGGGAAACCUAUGAUGAGGAGAUCUCAAACAAGGUCAUUGAAGUCCCUUGCCCACUGACAAAAGAAGGAAGGCAAACGAAAUCCUCAAAGAGGAGUAAGUCAUCAGAAAGGAGGAGGUCUAGGAGGAAAGCAGAGGCUGUUGAGUGUGCCUUGAAGAAGAGGAAGGUGUCUGAAGGAUGUGGAGCUGAUGUCUGUUCACAGGCAGACACCUACACGUGGGUCGGUCAUGCUCAGAUCAUGAAAGUGAGGAGAAAGAAAGACAAGGACAUGGAAUCAGAUUAUGUGACGGUCACAUUCAGCUUAAAUGCCAACAGUGGUCCUGUGCCAGACGAACUCUUUCCCAAGAGUACAGGCACUGUAGAGGUCAUCUUCAAGUCAGAAGUUGACAGACGUACAAUGAGAAUGAUACAAAGCUUGAGUGGAGACAAGUUAGAUUUAGCAAGCUGUGUUGCAUUGCACAGGAGGCCUCCUAAACUGGACAAGGACAGACUGGACUAUGGCAAGAAGAUGGAGAAAGAGGUCCCAGUCCAGGGUCUGCCUCUCAAUAACACCAAGCAGCACGAGGCCAUAGACCGGGCCCUCAGUUCCAGCUUCACCCUCAUCCAGGGGCCACCAGGUACAGGUAAGACAUACACUGGGAUCAAGCUGGUGUACCUCUUCAACAAGAUCAACAAGUUCCUUCACCUGGAGGGUGUAGACGACCAGAAGAAACAGGUGCUUUUCUGUGGGCCGUCCAACAAAGCUGUGGAUCUUGUAGCAUUUCUGCUGUUAUGUCGACUUGGAGAUGCUUGUCCCAACAUCAUCCGCCUCUACGGCAGCAACAUCGUGGCUCAGGACUACCCUGUGCCCAAACGCAACUUCAUGUCCAAGAGGAGCAUGCGAGGCCUGCGAUCUGACCCCAGACUCUUCGAUGUGUCUCUCCACCACAUGAUACGACAGUCAGGCAAACCUCAUGCCGAGGAAAUAAGGAUGUAUGAUGCAUUGUUCAAGACCAAUCCAGAAGCCGUCACUCCGGGCCACAUCAAGAAGUAUGGGAAGCUGGUGUACAUGGCCUCAUGUGAAGAACUCAAGAAGUGCGAUGUGAUCCUCUGUACCUGCCCAGUCGGUGGGAAUAGGAAGGUGGUCCAGUCAACACGCAUCUUCCAGCUCAUCAUCGAUGAGAGUGCCAUGAGUCCAGAACCACAAAGCAUGAUUCCUAUCAUUGCCACCAAGGCCAAGCAGGUUGUCCUGAUAGGAGAUCACAAGCAGCUGCGGCCAAUUGUUCAGUGCAAGCAGGCUGCAGAAUUGGGUCUGGAUCAGUCGCUGUUUGAGAGGUUUGCUACUGAGGCUACAUUCCUCAACACUCAGUACAGGAUGCACCCUCGCCUCUGUGACUUCCCAUCAGAAGAGUUCUACGAUGGUAAACUUACCACAGGUCCAUCUUGGACAUGGAAGUGUGAGCCCCUGGCCGUGUGGCCGGUGCCGGAGGUUCCCCAUGUCCUGUGCCAUGUGGAGGGGGUGGAGGACAGCCUCAGUGUGUCCACAGAGGAGGGCAAUGAACAGUCCAAGUCCAACAAGGCAGAGGUGGACAAAGUGGUUGAGGUGUUCAGCUGGCUGGUUCAGAAGGGUGGAAUCUCCCCUCGCUACAUCAACAUCAUGUCGCAGUACAACGCCCAGUGUACCAAGAUACGCGAGGCUCUGUCCAAGUACCACCAUCAGAGUCUCAACGUCAACACUGUUGUGGCCAGCCAAGGAGGUGAGUGGGACUACGUGAUCUUCAGCACGGUACGCUCUCUGCCCCAUUACAAGAUAGAGAAGAACCCCACACUGGGCUGGAGCAAACACAACCUCGGCUUCAUCACUGAUGCCAACCAGGUUAACGUGGCGCUCACCAGAUCUCGUAGAGGACUCAUCAUCAUUGGUAAUGAGAACUUGCUGCGAAGUGACAAAAUCUUCAAGAGACUGAUCGAGAAGUAUGAGAAACAGGGAUGUUUGGUAGAUGGCAGCGACUUUCCGCGGAGAUACCGGCGAGAUCAUCAAAAACGACGACCUCCGAUUCCAGGAUUGGAGUGGAAAACAGCUUAAGUGCUGCACUUGUUGAAAGAACUGAACAUUCAAACAGUCCUGUUGGGAUGAAAAAGAAUUCAUUUCAUGGCUGUGUUGUGAAUCAGCUAUCAAUGACUGCGAAUUUUCGUCUUAGUGUAUUCAACAUUUUAGUGCUAUUUGUUUUAUUUCUAUUACCGUUACAAACAUCUGCAUGCACUGUUAUUGUGUUUUAAAUAUCUAGUGAAUGUCAUUGAUUUGAAUAUCAUCUGACAAUUUUGGGUCCAAAAUGCAAUUUGUAAAAUAUAUAUUUUACUUAUUUUAAUUUGUAUUAUUGUUGUGUAAAUAUGUAUAUUUGUGAGUAAACUUUGAUGUAUUGUAGAAGCCUGCCCCAUUUGCCUAUUUAGAGAACAUGGUAGACACAUGUAUGUCAGGUAUCUUGGCAACCAGAAUAGAACACAAACACACACACGCACAGACACACACACACACACACACAGAUGGGUCAAUAAUCUACUGGCACAUUAUCAGACUUGUCCUAAAUAUUCCCUUAUAUUCUGUAGUAUUCCGAAGAAUGUUUCAAAGGCAUGACUGAUCAUUUAGACUGAAAUAUUUAAGUCAGGAUCAUUGAUUGAGUUUUUUUUGUUAGACAUGUUGAAUCUUCAUAUGCAUUUGGGGCCAAUAUUUGUUGUAAAAUACUUCUUUAUAUAAAUAUACACAUGUAUGUAUUCCAACUUUUUGUAAACACCAUAACACCAUAAAGCCUUUGUAAUGAAAAUGGAUGUCACACCUUUUAUUAUUUGGUUGACAUGAUGAUGUAACUGUACAUAAUUUUGACAUAUGUUUCUUAUUGUACUGGAUCUUGCCAUCUGUGUUCUCAGUGGGUACUUGUUACGACUCUUGCCAUCCUUGUAAUUAGGGGUGUCACGAUACAGGUACCCCAUGAUACGAUACGUAUCUUGACUUUAAGGUCAAGAUACGAUACGUAUCUCAAUACAGCAAUACCGUCUUUAUAUGCGUAUAUUUAGAAGCAACCUUUUUAAUUACAUAUCACAUUCACAAUUAUGUGUUCUAACCACUAUCAGUAGAUUAUUUUGUAAAAUAAUAAUACUUAGAAAAGGUUGAUUCUGUUUAUUCAAACAAGUGUCAGAAACUAACAAGUUUUUGUAUGUGUCAAAUUCAGAAAAUAUGAUGAUAUUUUGAUUCGAAUAGAAAAAUCAAACGAUAUGCGAACAAAUGGAUAUCGAUUUCAAUAAAAUUUUGUAUCAAUAUAUAUUUACAUGUAUCGUGAGAAUUAUCUACCAAUGCAUUGGUACAAUCGGUGAAUCGUGACAACACUCCUUGUAAUCUCCCUUGAGGAAUGGUCAGCCCCUCAAGCAAGGAACACAUUUUAUAGUUUUCAUACACUGCUAUGAACAAUCUUGCUCAAAGAUAUGUAUAUUCCUCCAGAGCCUUUCUAUAGUUUUGUACCGAACUUAUAUUCACUAUAUCUUUGUAGCAUCUCACUCAAAAUGUAAAUAUAUACACUGUACCAAGUGAUCAUCUCAAUCAUGACGUAAAGACAUUUUGUACCGAAUGAGCAUCCCUAGGGGUGGUGGGGUAGCCUUGUGGUUGACUUGACAUAUCAAACGUGUAGGUUCUAUUCCCACAAAGGUGGUUAAAGACCUGGUUUCGAUUCCCCACAUGGGUACAAUGUAUGAAGCCCAUUUCUUGUGUCCCCCGCCGUGAUAUUGCUGGAAUAUUGCAAAAAGCUGCGUAAAACCAUACUCACUCACUCACUCACUCUUGCCACAAAUAUAUAGAGUGUGAAGCAUUCAGUGUGUCCAUCACCAUGUAUGAUAAUGCUUUCACUGCAAGACAAAACUCAUUCUUUGUUCUAAUCCAUGACAAAAUGAUGAAAAAAAAUGUCCCUUUUUGUAAAAUAUCCAAUGACAAAAGUCUUGUUGCAGUACAGAUACCAUUCUUUCCUCCUGGCAUCCCAAUAAAAAGAAUGACAAAAAAAACAAUUUUGUUUGUAGGCAUUGCAUUAUGUUUCCAGUGUGUUAUCAAGAUGGGGGUUUCAAUAUGGUUAAUUGCUGUGUUGCACUAGAUGAGCUUGAAGAUAGCAAAUGUUUGUGUGACCAGAUUCUAAACUACCACAACUAAUUUGGAGCAAGAAACAUGUCAGUGAAGCAUAUGUAUGCCAUUGUGUGUGUGAUGUAAAUGUCUUAUAAGAUCAACAGCUGUAGUUUAAAAAGUGCUGGUCUUGAUAUGAAGUUUUAUGAUUAUGUUGGUUUUUUUACUAUAAUAUCAAUAGGCCAUAACUAUGAUAUCGUUCUUUAUUGCAUGUGACCCUUAUGUAGUCCAAUCUGGUAAAAAUUCUUUAACAUGUGUCAUACAUAUUUAAUAAUAUUGAUACAUGCAGCUGAUGCACUUACAUCUGUUGUGGAGGCGGUAAGGUAGGAUGAUGGGUCAAGCAAUGCUCAUAUGUCCUGGGUCUGAGUUUGAUUCCCAUGGGUUUGAAGCUGAUUCUUGGUGUCCCGUGCUGGAAUUUGAUUCGAAUUUUGCUAAAAGCAACAUAAAAUAAUCAUUAUUUCUGUAGUGCCAUGUUUGUUUGUAUUCUUCGGAUGUGCCAAUAAUGUUUGUGUGCUUUGUCAACUUGCAUGUCUUUCACAGUGUAUUAUAUUAGAUGUGUCUCACUGAGUUUAUCAUGUGCAACAUGUAUAUGUAUAUAUUUUCAUUUAUAUUUUACCUAUGUUGAUGUUGGACCCUGAACUCUGUCCCUAAACUCAGAAUCUUAUGACGACAUUACUUACUUUGUUAAACAAGGAUUGUACGAAAACACGUGUUCUGUUCUUUUGAACGACUAUUAAAUUGUCAAAAUGAGUUCCUAUUAGUAUGUAGAAUCUUACUUCCAUAUCUUCAUUGGGAGUAUGGGAAAUGUUUCAGUAGAAAUUUAUUUUAUUGUUAUUUGUUGUGUCGAGUAUCAAUAUUCCUUCAAUUGUGUUUAAUGUGUUGACAUUGAAAAUUGACUCAAAUCUUCAUUAAUGUCUGAAGAAUCUUUGUAUUGGGGAUAUUACAUCAAACGACUUGCCUGUCUCUACUCAAAAUAUCUAAAAUCUAAUAUAUCUAAAAUAUUAUAAGGAUGGAUGCAUGUGGGUUUCUUAUUUGAGAUAUUGUUCACUUACUAUUAUUAGUAUUAUUAACUGAAUCUUUUCACUAGUUACAGUUUUACCCUCAACAUAUUCACUCAUUGGGUUUUUUAUCAUUGUGAUGUUGUUUAGGAACAUACACUUACUUAUUAUUAGUAUUAAACUUAUUAACCAAUUUGCCAUCUUUUCACUAUUACAUUUUAACCUUCGUCACACUCAAGUUAUGCAACCAUAUCAUAAUGUAAUAUGACAAAAACUGUGAUUUUUCCAUUCUCCAUUUUGUUAAUCCUAUCACUACUGAAAGGUCUGGUUGAAUCUUGUUCCUACAUUAGGUAGUGUUAAAUGUCUGAGGCCUGCAUCACAUCAGGCUUCCCUCCCACAUCAAGCUGACCUGCUGUGAUAUAACUGGAAUACUGUUCAAAGUAGCGUCAGCCCAAACUCACUCACUCUGUAUCAAGCUCAGCUCCAUAAAAACUUGAUGGUUGUUGUGUUGAAAAUGACUGCCUUAGAUUCUAUGUUUAUUUCUUAAAAAGGAGAAGGAAUUAUUCGCUAAUCGUAUUUCUUGUUUUAUCCUGUUUCAGAAUUUGCCAAAAAAAAUUAAUUUGAUGCAAAAUAUUUAUUCGUACUUAAAUCGGUCCCUCAGUUGUCAUUACAUGUAUAUCAAAUCUGAAUUCCUUCCAUCAUCAACCAUGUCUGACAGGGAUGUUUCAUGAAAAUGCAUCAUAGACAUUGUAAAUUUAAAUAUCUAAUUGGACCAAAAAUCAUUUGACAUUUCAAAUUAUAUUUCUCCAACAAUAAAACAUUUUCCAUGUCACCCAUGUGAUAAUGGACACGAACAAUCAGAGAAGGGCUGAAGUGUUGUGAAUCUUUUGUCCAGAUUAGAUACAGUUCAUCAUCCAAUACAUUCCAUUAUACACAUCAUGUAUAUCCCCUGUCAUCGUCCACCGAUAUUGACAGCAUUGUCCACGUUUGAACCCGUCCAUUUAUAUUUUGUACAAAAGACUCAUGUAGUAUUGCAUACAUGCACAUCUUCUCUGGGGAUAUACCGCAUCAUCCUCUUAUAUGAUUAAUAAUUAUUGUUAUAUGUAGAUAAGGUAACAGGUUUACUUCAACUUACAAAUAUUUUUAUUUUUUUUAUUUUUUUAUUACUCUUUUGUUAGAGCUACAUAAUUAUCUCUGUGAAAACAAUUAUGCCAAUUAGCAGUUAGCAAGGCUGUGUGUGGUCACAUGUAGGUGACAUGACAGCUGUUAUAUGAGGUAAGAAUUCAUCCUUGCACCUUCAUAUAUACUCACUGGUAAUAAACAUUUAUGUAUCACUACAAUCGUUGACAGUAACUUUAAGACGCAAACAUCUUUUACUCUACUUUUGUUUGGAGGAACUCUACUCUUUCCACUCUUUGGUUAACAAAUUUGUUAUUGAAUUGUUUGUGUAUGUAAACAAAAUUUUUUCCGUUUAUUUUAGAGAUUUUUCCUUUAUUUAGCACCUUGAUGUGAAUCAUCUUUGCUGUAAUAUCAAGUAAAGAAACAACCUUUUGUGCCAUGCUUAGACUACUCUGUUGGCAAUGCUUUCACAGAAAAGUAUUCGGUAAAUCAACAGUUAAUUUUCUUUUAUGACUUUAAAACAUUGACCUUUGAGAUCUUAUUAUUUAAUGAGAAGUAAAUAUGUGCCAUAAUUAUUCUUAUAUGUGUUUAUAUAUGUUUGUCAGUUUCCAUAAAGGGAAAUAAAGUUUUUUCAUCUU